Metarhizium album ARSEF 1941 is the source of this 1749-nucleotide messenger RNA. Its product is annotated as asparaginase family protein. The transcript has 3 exons. Lineage: Eukaryota; Fungi; Ascomycota; Sordariomycetes; Hypocreales; Clavicipitaceae. The coding region runs from base 1 to 1749 and encodes 582 amino acids. Gene Ontology annotation, molecular function: threonine-type endopeptidase activity. Gene Ontology annotation, biological process: protein maturation. The record is from RefSeq and is a predicted model, not a curated record.
AUGGCCGAAAACAACCAUGGCACUGAUGGUGCGUUGGAUCGUAUGCUUCGCCUUGGUCAACGACAGAAGGCCGUUCCAGCCAUCUUCAUCCAUGCGGGCGCUGGUUUUCACAGCCAUCAAAACGAACAUGUCCAUCUAGAAGCUUGCGUAGCGGCCGCCGAAAUGGGUAUGAAGUUUUUGAAAGCCGGCGCGGCUGCAACCGAGGCUGUCGAGGCUGCUCUACGAAUCCUAGAGGAUAGGGAAAUCACCAAUGCCGGCUAUGGCUCGAACCUGUCCAUCGACGGUACCGUCGAGUGUGACGCUACAAUUGUUGACCACCUCGGCCGAAGCGGUGCUUGCGGCGCAGUUCCGAACAUACGCAACCCCAUCUCGCUUGCGAAACUUAUUCUAGAUACCAGUAGCCAGCCGCUCAGCCUUCGAAGAGUCCCGCCAAACGCACUCGUCGGUGAAGGGGCUCGCAUUUUUGCCGAGGAACACGGCGUCGUCACCUUUGCGAAUGAGUACCUUGUCUCCAAAAACUCCCGCGACCGCUUUUUUCGUUGGCAAGAAGAUCUGCUGCGAGCAGAAGAAAGGAUUCAGGAUUCUCGCACGGGUGUACAUUCUCCAUCCGCUACAAUGGCAUGUGUUCCUUGCCAGUACGACACAGCUUCAGCUGCAGGCACCCGGAAACCAUCUCCUCGCCAACAUACGGUGGCGAUUAUGGCUGGCACGUGGAAUGAGGGACAACCUGACUCGCCAUACGCAGGUACUCCAGCUUCUGAUCCUGCUAGCAUGCAAGAUGACUCCUUUUUCUCACCGCGGGCCAAUGCAUCUCUGCCUGCCCCAACUUCGAAAUCGCCCCGGCCGUCACCGCGAUCUCCCCUUUCUUCAGCCCCUAUGGCUGACAGUAAAAGCGCCGGAGCCUCUCCGACACGCACCAGAUAUGUUGACAGGCGGCCCAACGUGGCCGUAGACAGCUCAAGUCCAACAGGGACUGUUUGCCGGAGUGCCCCAGAAAUUUUGCGGUCAAACAAUGGUUUCGCUCCGGACUCUACUUCGUGCUUACAACCAAUGCAAUGUGAUGACGCGUCAUCUAUUUCAAGCGGAAUGCAAGGCGUGAAACGAUCCCUUGAUGAAGAAAAUCAACCUCGAGAGACUGACGGACCAGUAGCUAAGCGCCAAGUGCGGUUGAACAGCCGAGACGAGGACAUGAUCACGGACACUAUUGGUGCUAUUGCGAUUGAUGAUCAAGGAAGGAUAGCUGCUGGAUCUUCUUCGGGGGGCAUUGGAAUGAAGCAUCGAGGACGACUGGGACCUGCCGCCCUUGUCGGCAUUGGCACAGCUGUAGUGCCAUGUGCGGAAGACGACGAGGACGGAAUAACUGUGGCAGCUGUAACAAGCGGAACUGGGGAGCAUAUGGCGACGACAAUGGCAUCUCAAAGAUGCGCAGAAAGAAUCUAUACAGGGACACGACGAGCACCAGGUGGCGGAGAUGUGCAAGACGAUGAUGAGGACGCAAUUAUGGAGUCAUUCAUCUCCAAAGACUUCAUGGGCCACCCUGGUGUCAAAAAUUGCAACUCUCAGGGAGCUAUCGGUGUCAUGGUGGUGAAGAAGAGCCGAACCGGAUACUAUCUCUACUUUGCACACAACACAGAUUCGUUUGCUCUUGCAUCCAUGGGAGCGCUCGAGAAAGAGCCUCGUUGUACCAUGUCUCGGCUUCCCGAUGGCGCUAAGAUUGCCAAAGGCGGCCGCAAAAUACGAAUAUCUUGA